Arabidopsis thaliana (thale cress) is the source of this 2380-nucleotide messenger RNA. Its product is annotated as Mitochondrial substrate carrier family protein. The transcript is spliced from 9 exons. The coding region runs from base 152 to 2038 and encodes 628 amino acids. The record is from RefSeq and is marked reviewed. NCBI's taxonomy places the organism in Eukaryota, Viridiplantae, Streptophyta, Magnoliopsida, Brassicales, Brassicaceae. Gene Ontology annotation, cellular component: membrane. Gene Ontology annotation, biological process: S-adenosyl-L-methionine transmembrane transport.
AUCGGCCAGAGAAAAUGAGCAAUUUGGGAUCUCGAUCUUCUACCGACAAAGAGCUUAUCAGCUUCUCAAGAUCUUUGUUGAGCUAUUGGCUCGAACUAGUUGACUAAGAUUUAGAAGUCGAUUUUUUGUGUAUAUUGUGUAAGAUAAGCAAAUGUCUUCUUCUACGAAAGGAUCUGUUAAGAAGAGUUCGAUUAAACAUAGUUGCAACUUAGCUGAGGUUAAGAGGAAGCUUUCAAAGAUCAGUGAUCAUCAUUCACAUGUAGAGUAUGCUUAUGCCUUCCAGAGGGACAAUAGAGAAAGAGUAGAUACUAGGUUGAGUCAAAUCCUCAGUAGGGAUGCGUUGAUAUCAGCCGUUGAUUUGUUGUGGGAUCGCUCGGGUUUUGUUUCACUGAAAGAAGGGAAUUUUGAUUAUGUAGAUAGGGAUGAAGUUAGUUCAGAAAAGGCUAAGUCUCAAUUGUCAUCGACUCCACAGUCUAGGGUUAGAUUAUUGGGAGUGGCUGAAAAGAUGUAUAGUUUCGAUCCGUAUAACCGAAAAAGUUUGUUGAAUCAGACUGAUGGAUCUAAGUCUAUAUGUGGUUCUUGCAAAGGGAUUGGUUUUCCGUUCGAGGCUAGAUGGAAGACGUUGUAUAGCUGGAUGGAAGGAGUGCUUCCAAGUUCUACUAGAUAUCAUGAAGAAGGGGCUGAGAUUGAGAAGAGAGAAAAUUUUGAAGGCUGUAUUCUUAAUCCAGUGAGCAGUAAAGAAGAACUCGCAUCAAGAAAUGGCGAUGGUUGUGAUUGUGUCUUUGAUGCCAUUGGUGCCAAGGACCAAUCAACUGUAAUUGAACCAAGGAGUCUUCUAUUAGCAACGGUUGCAGAAUCAGUGGUAGACACUAGAGUAUCUAGAUCUAAUGAUGUGAACUAUCUCUUUUUGCUUUACAAAGAUAGGUGUGUCAAUAAUAAAGGAGUGAAUAUGAUAAGUUCAAAAUGUAGCACGGAUUGUGAUGCUGAGGUUUCUUCUUCAGGGAAUAACUUAGACGAAGACUGCUUAUCUAUCGUUGAAAAUAAACAGUUGCUUGAGAAAGAUAGAAAUGACAAAGAGACUGAAGUUUGUUUGUCCUCUCCAGAAACGACUACUUACGCUUUUGCUAAACAGAGACAUGCUUUUGCUGGUGCGUUGGCAGGCAUAAGCGUCAGUCUUUGUCUUCAUCCACUUGAUACCGUUAAGACAAUGAUUCAGUCAUGCCGCUUGGAGGAGAAGUCUCUAUGCAAUACUGGGAGAUCAAUUAUAUCAGAAAGAGGUUUUUCUGGACUUUAUCGAGGGAUUGCUAGCAACAUUGCCUCAUCAGCUCCUAUCUCUGCCCUCUAUACGUUCACUUAUGAAACCGUUAAAGGAACUCUGCUUCCUCUUUUUCCUAAGGAAUAUUGCUCCCUAGCCCACUGCUUAGCUGGUGGUUCUGCAAGCAUUGCAACUUCUUUUAUCUUCACGCCUAGUGAGCGCAUAAAACAGCAGAUGCAAGUCAGUUCACAUUAUCGCAAUUGCUGGACCGCAUUGGUUGGAAUCAUCCAAAAGGGUGGUCUGCUUUCUUUAUAUGCUGGAUGGACUGCAGUGCUAUGUAGAAAUAUCCCGCACUCAAUCAUUAAGUUCUAUGUCUAUGAAAACAUGAAGCAAAUGGUAUUACCAUCCCCAGGCCCUUGUGGUGAAAUGGCUCAACCCACAACAUUACAAACGCUUACCUGUGGAGGACUAGCGGGAUCUGCUGCUGCUUUCUUCACAACCCCAUUUGAUGUAGUAAAAACAAGAUUACAAACUCAGAUUCCCGGAUCUAGAAACCAACAUCCUAGUGUCUAUCAAACUCUUCAAUCAAUACGAAGGCAAGAAGGUCUGAGAGGGCUAUACAGAGGCUUGAUCCCCAGACUAGUGAUGUACAUGUCGCAAGGAGCUAUAUUCUUUGCUUCGUAUGAAUUUUACAAGAGCGUACUCUCUCUAGCAGCGGCGCAGCCUAAUACGUCAGCUCUCUCUGGCACAAAACAAAAGAUGGAGAUAGCCUUAAAUCGUUAAAGGACAAAGAUAGUUCAACCCCCUAUGAAACCACCAAGACUGCAACAUAUGUAAUACAAAGAAUGGAAAAUUGUACAUUUGUUUCGUUUUUGUAACUAUUGAUUUGAUUAAAUUCAUUUGUGCAAAGUUCUUUUUGACUGGAGAGAGAAGAAGAAGAUCCAUUAUUCACUACAAGUUACAAAACUUUUUUUUGAAGGAUCUACCAACUCUACGCUCAUAAGACUUCUAACCAAAUAGGCACCUCCCACUUGCUACCUUACAAUAUGAACAGUGUGGCUUUUUCUUUUGCCUAGAUCCUAAGAAGAAUAAAUAAAUGAUACAACAAAGAAUGUGACGCCUUCC